UGCUGCGUCUGUGGUGCUGAUGGUGUGUUCCUGUCUCGCCUGAUGUGUGUGUCUGUCACCGAGUCCCCGGGACACAGGCCUCGGGAGCGGCAAAUUAACAUGUGCAAAGGAGAUGACAGUGGUUAGCACUGCUGCCUCACAUCAUCAGGGACCCAGGUUCGCUUCCUGCCUUGGAUGACUCACUGUGCAGAGUUUGCACAUUCUCCUCGUGUCUGCGUGGGUUUCCUCCGGGUGCACCAGUUUCCUCCCACAAUCCAAGAUGCGCAGAUAAACAAGAAGUCUCAUACCAGAUUGAAACCUCAGAAACAAAUUUGCAAACCUGUUUUGGAACAUUUUGAUGAAAAAUAUGGACAAGAAUUUGGAGAAUUAUGGAACAAAGUCAGAGAAGUGCUACUGCUUCCUUCCACCUGGCAGUAUGCUGUGCUUGUGAACAAGUUCAGUCAGUGUGUGACAUUUGAAGAGUAUCUUCAGUCUCAGGGAUACUACAAUUUCCUAUCAGAUGUUUCACCUUUUACCCAGCAUUCUUUAAGAUGUUACAUCAGCAAGGUCCAGUGCCGAUUUCCCAGACUCCAACAUCAGACUGAAAGGCUAAAGGAGUACUACCUCUUAAAUGCAGCUUCCUUAGUUCCUGUCCUUGCGUUGGAUGUCCAGGAUGGAGAGCGAGUGCUGGAUUUGUGUGCUGCUCCUGGAGGGAAAUCCUUGGCAAUACUGCAAUAUGCCACGCCAGGUUCUUUUCUCUGCAAUGAAUAUAAUGCUUUGCGACACCAAUGGCUAAAGCAAACACUUGGCUCUUUUGUACCUGAUGAUUUAAGAAGCAUGAUUUCUGUGACUGACUUGGAUGGCAGACAGAUCGGUCCACAGUAUUCUCAAAUGUACAACAAGGUGCUUGUGGAUGCGCCAUGUUCAAAUGAUCGAAGUUGGCUUUUCUCCUCUGAUGUCCUUCAGGCUUGCAUGAGGAUUACAGAGAGGCCUAAUCUACCAGUUUUGCAAGGGCAGUUACUCAGGUCAGCUCUUGAGGCAUUGCGUCCUGGAGGGACAGUGGUUUAUUCUACAUGCACACUGUCUCGAGCAGAAAAUGAUGAUGUUGUGGCCUCUGUCUUGAAUUCUUAUGACAACGUUCAGGCUGUGGAUUUAACAGGCUUGGCAAGUUCCCUCGCUCAUAACUUCACGUUUGCUGAAGGUGUACAGUGUGGACUGUUAAUUGUGCCAGAAAAGGGAAGACCCUGGGGGCCAAUGUAUGUCAGCAAAUUGCACAAGUUACACUGAUUUGCAAUAAAGGACUCGAGAACUUCCCUCUAAGCACAAGAUGAGAGCUGAACACAGAUACUGCAAAGAAGAAAACUCUCCAAUUGUAAUUAUUCUCAGAGGAGUAGCUGUAUUAUAUACUGAAACAAUUUACAUCAUCUGUCUGACUUUUUCCAUUGAAGAGCUCCAACUGAAGAUUAAUGUAAAUAUGGCAUAACCUGAAAGGAGAGCACCAUUUGGAAGGAGGCUCUGAAUACAAAGGCCAAAAUGUCGCUAUACAUUUAAGUGGAUUUUUGUUAAAUAUUGCUGCUAAUUAAAUAAAUAUUAUCUGAUAAUUAAAAGAAGAUGCAUAUUACAUUAUC
Hemiscyllium ocellatum (epaulette shark) is the source of this 1607-nucleotide messenger RNA. RefSeq names its product NOP2/Sun RNA methyltransferase 3 (gene nsun3). NCBI's taxonomy places the organism in Eukaryota, Metazoa, Chordata, Chondrichthyes, Orectolobiformes, Hemiscylliidae. Gene Ontology annotation, biological process: rRNA methylation. The transcript is spliced from 8 exons. Gene Ontology annotation, molecular function: methyltransferase activity. Bases 175 to 1266 code for a protein of 363 amino acids. Gene Ontology annotation, cellular component: mitochondrial large ribosomal subunit. The record is from RefSeq and is a predicted model, not a curated record.